Molecule: messenger RNA, 7329 nt
Organism: Schistosoma rodhaini
Lineage: Eukaryota; Metazoa; Platyhelminthes; Trematoda; Strigeidida; Schistosomatidae
Source: the annotation of a GenBank genome assembly
GCACAGAGAUCUGUAAGGUUGACCCCGCUGGAUUCAAAGCUUGGACUUGUUGUUAAAUUUUGUGUUGAGUGUACUUAUGUCGGACAGAGACACUGCAUCAUUGCUCAAAUUCACUGAGAAUGUGCUUCAAGAUUAUCGCAGUCUUAUUUCAGAAACAAAGCGGCGAUUUGUUCCUAUUAAAGAAGCAACUGAAUCACAAAUUCCUAAAUUAAGAGCUAUCAUAAACAGUGAUACUGAACUCCGAGAAGCCUUACAGGGAUCGUGCAGUUCUCUAAUCUCCCCAUUUUUAAGUGGUUGCCUUUCAAAAAACCAGAAAAUAAUAGUAUUGUGUUUAACAGCACUUCAGCGUUUCAUCAAUCAGAAGUGUUUGUCAGAGGAUGCUUCUGAAGCUGUCGUUAAUACACUUUGGCAGCUUGCAGAGUCGAAUGUAGAGGAAUUACGCAUACUCCAGACGACCAUAUUGCUUCUUACAGGCUCAUCCUUAAUACGUGGACCUCAACUUGCAAAAGCCUUCACCAUAUGUUUGAAGCUUCAUCUUUCAAAGUCACCGGCCACUGUAAACACAGCAGCAGCAGCUGUUCGCCAAUGUGCGAGUGCUAUUUUUGAUCGUGUGUUCAAGGAAGAGCUGAUCAUACAACCUACGGAUUCAAGUAAACAAAAAGCUGCAUCUGGAAUCGACGACAUGCUUCCUGUUAAUCCUCUGGACUUAAAGUCCUCUGAAAGGGAUGCCUAUAUGCUUUUUCAGGAUAUUUGCUUACUGAUAAGUGACGAUACGUGUAUUUGGUUAUAUGGCACAAUGCAGAUUAAUAAAGUUCUGGGUCUGGAGCUAGUUGAAUCGCUUAUCUUUUCCUAUCCUAGUUUAUUUUGUCAGCAUCCUGCUUUUGCGUAUUUACUGAAAACGAAUUUAUGCCCGCUGGUGAUAAAAUUAUUUUCUCCAAGUUUAAAAUUACACUUAACUCCGUUGGCUACAUCUGGUGGUGGUGGUGGGAUAACAGAUGUUGCCUCAGCUGCGUUUGCUGCUGCAACGGCUGCACUAACUAGUGUCAGUGGAGUAGCAUCGUCGUUGUCAUCAUUGUCAUCACCGUCUGGUGUUUCAAAUGACAUGAUGAAUAGUGAUAAACCGAAUUUCGCACUGUUUGUUCGUUUGAAACGUUUGGUGAUUGUCAUCGUCAAUCAUUACUUUCAUCUUUUGAAUACAGAAUGUGAAAUCUAUCUCUCGUUGCUUAUACGAUUUUUGGAUGUGAAUAAGUUAUUAUGGCAACGUGCAUUGGCAUUAGAGGUUCUAUUUAAAAUUGUGGAACAACCUGAAUUAGUUAAGCAUAUUUGUAUUUCAUACGAUAUGAGGCAGCAUGCAACGAAAAUUUUUCAUGAGCUUUUAAAUGCUUUCGGACAGUACAUACAAACAUCUUUAGCCAACCCAUGUCCAGGUGAUGAAUUAUCUAAAGAUAACGCUAAUCAGACCGCGAAUCAAACAGUUCAUGUUGGAGGUAUCAAUCAAUCCAUGUUGUAUUAUAAAGGGAGUUAUUUUCCAAUCAAUUUACAAUCAAAAGGAAUGCUUCUUGAGAUGCUUGAUCGCAAUGAACCACCAAUUUUACCUGAUGGUUAUUGUCUUUCAUUGGCUUUAUUAUGUCUACGUAAAACAGUGGAUUCAUUAAAGGUCAUCAUCAUUGCUAAUGUUCCUGAAAUCAUUAAUCAUAGUGACGAUGACAGUAUUAAUAAGAAGGAUAAUACUUCGAAAAAACAUGAUAUUAUGUUUUGCGAACAAAUUGUAUCUAAUUCAUGGUGCGGCAUAUUAUCCACACUCAGUUUAUUAUUUGAAUCAAGUGCUGAUCAUCACAUAACAUCAGGUCUUCUUCAGUCUUUGCAAAUUAUGAUUGAAUUAAGUGGGAAGUUACAUUUGGAUGAAUCUCGAGAUGCUUUCUCUAUAACAUUGUGUAGAGCUGCACUGCCAUCUUCAUUUGGACGUUCUUUAUUGGCAACUCAUUCUAAAAAUCAUUCACUAAUAUCUCAGUUAUCUCCUAAUUUCAAUAGUGCAAAUAAUCAUGAUGAUAUAUUUGAACGUAGUGGAAUUGCUUUAGUGAUUUCUCAAGGCCCUGGUCAUACAGUUCAUAUUAAUCCACCCACAAAUGUCCCAUCUAUUCUUCAAAACAUGUCAAACCAGACUACACCCACUGGAAAUGUACAAAGUGGUUCCGGAUCCGCUGGAAAUACAGAUUCUUUGUUAUCUGGAAAUAUACUACUUACUGUUAAACAUUUACAAGCAGCUUCUGCUGUUUUAACAACUGCUCUUGCACAUGGUGAUGUCUUAGAUUCAUCAUGGAUUAUAUUUCUAACUACAAUGCAGCAUUUAGUUUGGAUGUUGAACUUGAAAAUUGAACCAUCGGCUAAAUUAUUUUUCAAACCUGUUCAAGAAUCAUGCACAGCAACAAAGGAAAGUGUCAAUUCAUCAAAUGAUACAAUGAAUGAAAAUGCUGAUUCUGGAACUGCCAGUACUAAUACUGCUACUACUAUUACGACUAACAAUAAUAGUCAAGUUUCGACACAACAGAUCUCUAUGACAACACUUUUCUCGGUGACAUCUGAAUUAACAUCAUUAUCAUCAUUGCUUACACAAAUUUUUGUUCAGUCCAGCGAGUUGAGUGUAGAUGCUCUACACAAUUUUAUCUCAGCACUUUGUCGUCUUUCAGCAGAUGCAUUAGAAGCAGUGAAAAAUAAUCGAGAACCAAGUCAGUUUCCUAUUGCUAAACUAACAGAGAUUGGAUUAGUUAACGUGCAUCGAUUGGAUUUAUGGUGGAAAGUUAUAUCAAAUCAACUACUUACUGUGUGUAAUUGCACUUAUGCCACUCUUCGUCAGCUAUCUUCAAGCUGUUUGACCAGUUUAAUCAGACAAGCAAUUGCUGCUCCACAGAAUCCUCCUUUUUGGCAAAAUGAAGCACUAAAUAUUCAAGUACUCGAUCCAUUAACGGCUUUAUCCGAUCAUAUUAUAUAUGAUGAUGUACGAGAAGAACAGUUAAAAUGUGUACAACAAUUAUUACACUGUUGGGGUGAACAAGUACAAUACAGUUGGCUUAGAUUAAUUAAAAUUAUUGGAGUGAUAAGAGAAAGCUACAAAAUAGAUUUGAUUCAGACAUCAUUUAAAUGCUUCAAAUUGAUUGUUACAGAUUAUUUAUCUACUUUACCGUCGAACUGUUAUUUAGCAUGUGUUGAAACUGCAGCAAGUUUUGGACAUCAAAAACAAGACUUAAAUAUUGCUUUAUCAGCUAUAGGAUCCUUACUUCAUUUAGCCGAUUUUUUUAUGGAACAAAAAAAUAUUCCACUUGUAGUAUCAGAUUCAAUCAAUUCUUCAAUCGAUUUAAAAGAAUUAUGGAUAAGUGUAUUUCAUAAAUUGGCUGAUUUGUGCUUAGAUCGUAGACCAGCAGUUCGAAAAUCUGCAUGUCAAACAUUAUUUAAUACAAUUGAAUGUCAUAGUGAACAAUUUGAUGAAGAUACGUGGUCUACAUUACUAUGGAAAAUAUUGUUUCCUUUGUUAUCGAAGGUGCAUAAUUUAUAUCAAAGUGCACCUGUUGAAAAGGUUGGCGAUAAACCAAAUAGUUUAUUAAUUCAUCAUAGUCGUGAUACUGCAGCUAAACAAUGGGCUGAAACAGUUGUAUUAACUUUAACUGGUGUAUCACAUUGUUUUAUAUCGAAACAAUCUCAUUUGUUAACACUUAGUGAUUUUACAAAAUGUUGGCAGAUAUUACUUGAUCAUUUGAAAGUGACUGCUUAUAUGGAUAGUGGAGAAAUUUCAUUAGCUUCAAUAAACUGUAUGCAAAUUUUACUUGAUAUACAACUCCCUCCUUAUUCUACACCAUCCUCACCUUCAUCCACAACACCAUUGCCAACAUCAAAAUUGAUUUGGUCUGCCUAUUGGGAAACUUGGUUACGAAUUGGAAAACGAGCGAUAGCGUUUGCUCAGUCUAAUAACAGUAAUAACUCUAUUCCACUUACUACAAAUUUAUCUGUAAACCCUUCUGAAUCUCAAUAUAUUAGUGACAACUGUACUAGUAAUAUAACGAUUAAUGAAAAUGGUGAAAAGGUUUUUUAUCCUCCAUUUGUAUACUUGCCAAGUAUAUCGUUUAUCACAUCAUACUUUGAUUUAUUCAUACCAAUAUUUAAUUAUAUUAAAGAAGAUUUUCAUUUGGAAGAUUUCGAUCGAUUAGCUGAAUUAUUACAAAUUGGUGUAUUAAUUCCAUUAUAUAUUAAUUAUUUAUUUCCAACUGUUUCAACUACAACUAUGAUGACUACACUAUUAUCAACAACACCUUCAAUGAUAAUUGAUGAUGGUGCAUUGAAUUCAUUACAAGAGGCUGUAUUACGUUGUUUAAAUUGUCUUGUACAGAACUUUGGUUCUGAUCAAAAUAAGGACGAAAAUAACAAUAAUAAUAAUAUUAGCAAUAUAACUAACAAUCGUUCCUCUUCAAUACUUCCACGUGUAUUACAAUUACUGCUGACUAUAGCUGGUUAUGCUAUUCGAAUUCCUAAACCACAUCACUCGGACAAUCAUCGACUUGAUGUUGUUCCGCUAAAUUAUAUUGUAUUUGCUGAAAAAUCUUUAUUAAUCGCUGUGGAUUUAUAUCAAACAACUGUUACAUGGCCUGAAAUGUGCAGUGUUGAAAUACUUGACUCAAUAAUCAAAACAUUGCAUCAACCAAUGGCUUUGAAAUAUGCUUGUCCAUCACAGACUACCUGGUUACUUGCAUGUCGUUGCUUUUUUCAAGUGAUUACUGCUGGUAUUAUUGUAUUAUCAAACAAACCAAUGAAUAUGUCCAAAACUUAUAAUUUCAAUAAAAAAGAUUCUAUUCCCAGCAGCGGUGGUGUGAUAUCUUCAAAUCAUGAUCUAUGCAAACAUAUUGUGGAUGCUAUUCAAGAUUUUCUUUUUUGUCAAAAUCAACCACCAUCAUCUUUAUCAACUGAAGAGUUCCAGCUACACGAAGAAUUAGAUUGUAAGGUUAGUUAUUUGUAUGAAUAUUUUAUGUUUUUGCUUUCAUUAAAACAAGUUUUUUACUUUAGGAGUUUUUGUUGUGUUCUUAUGCCUCGUUUAUUAUCACGUGAUAUGGUCGCUAAUUGGAACACCCACCUAUUUGACCUUGGCACUUUGCCAAACCAAUGACACGUUAACCAAAAACAACAGUCUGGAGUCAACUAUGAGAUUCUGAUUAGUCACCCAGUAUAGUAGCUUCUCGUGUCGCCCUACUCAUUGAGUCUAGAACACAUUCUCAGCUUCCUCUGUAUCAAUCAUGUAUUUCAGUCAUGCGUUGUUUGUAUACAAACAAAUCAAACCACAUCAUACCAUAAAAUAGAAAAAAAAACAAUUAUACAAGAUCAAGUGUCUGUGAGUUUGGGAGACUGUAUCUGAUAAAUUGGGAAUAACUUAAGAAUAUUAAAUUUUGUCAUAUUGGUCAAUAAGUCAAAUAAAAGCUUAUGAUAAAAGAAAUAUAAAUACAUUUAAUCUAGUUACUUAAGAAUUAUACAAUAAGAAUAAAUAUAUAGCAGUUUAUGAAUAGUUCCCCAUAAUUUAAUUUUCGUUAGGAUAUAACACCUCCCUCUUUUUUUAAGAUCUGAAGCUUAGAUCCUGGUGAAAAAAUAUAUAAUUAACUUUGAAUUUCCGAUAUUAUUCUCCACCACGAAAUAAUGUCGGAUCCGCAUAUCCUUAAGUUACUAGUGACUUCAUUUAAAACAUACUUCUCACAUUGAUUAGAGAAUCCAAGAAAAAUUACUACAUGGUGAGAAUAAACAUUAUUUGGUGUCAGGUCACCGGGAGUUAGUUCUUCUGAAAUAUUUUUCCCAAAUUUAUUAACAAUCUUGUUGGAGAAUAGUGGGUCAUUAGAAAAAUCGGCGUCUAUCAAAACUACAUCGAAUUUCGACAUACUCUUAUAAGAAUUCUUGUCAAAAAUAUGUGAAUCAUUAGGAUAACCUUUUCCUGGUAAAACAAUUUGAAAAAUCUGAUAAGAAAUUGAUUCAACAGUUGCUUUAUCUUACAAUGAUUUUGAGUUUCAUUGGAUACACUUGUAUUCAUUGUGUCGCUCCAAAUAUUUUCUGAAUAUCAGUACCUCCAGCUAUUUGGACAAAUAUUACGUGAAUCAUAAGUUUGUUUUGGCUUGAGUUUAGUUUCAAAAUCAUACAGGGCUAAUAAACUUUCAUUUAAAAAAUCUGUAUUUUUGGUUAUCCGGUACUGCCUUAAUGUCAUGUGCAUGUAACAAGAUAUCGUUUUUUUGUGAGCUAGACAAUUUGCUAAUUCUGCACUUUGCUUCGGGCAUAUUUGGGUCUGAAUCCAGCACGGAGCAUAUUUCUGAAACGGUCAUUACUGGACUACUCGGAGGAUCAUGUAUGACUGCCACUGUUUUGUUUGCAUUACUGCUUGUCAAAGACUGAUGUAGCUAUUUACUGACACAUUCAUUCAUUCAAUUACCAUUUUCCACUUGUGUACACACUUUGGAAAUUAAUUCAUCAAUUUCUGUCACAUCUUCAAAACAUGUAUGAUUCAACAGCCCCAUGCAUAGUUUCUCUAUAGAUUUCACAUGGUUCUUUUUCAACAUUAUUAUUUUCAAUAUAAUGUUAACAAAAUCUUGUCAAUCAAUCGGUACACCAAACAGGUUGUUCCUAUGAGCCAUUUGAACAGAUAAAAAACAACAAACUGUGCUACGUAAUGUAAAUUCAUGAUAUUUCUCAUCAUUUACAAAUAGUCUAAAAUUACAAUGGGCAAUAUAAUUUUGAAAAGUUAUUUUACAUAAUUGAUUUGGUAGGAUUGAAAUGAAUGUUCAGUGUCGAACAGAAAAUCAUCACGUAGAAAAAAUAGAACACAAGAUAAUAUGAUUAAAUCAUAGUUAGUGUCAAUGCCUAUUGUAUGUUGAAAAAAAAUAUUAUAGAUUAUAGGAGGUGAUUUUAUAGUUAAUAAUCGUAGUGAUGAAAACAGAUAUUAUGUAAUCGUAAAAUUGUAGAAUUUAUUUAAGUAUUGUGAUAUCUCAAGGGAAGCAAGCGGUAUACCACAUACUAGAAUCUCUUAUUUUCAAAGAAUCUAUUAUGUUUGAAGACCAACAUUAUGUGAAAAACUGAGUUAUUAUAUAUCUCUCGGAAAGGAAAGGCUUUUGACAAUCUAAAGCCAUCACUAUCUAUUCUCUCAGUUUACUAACUAAAACUUACAUGAAUAGUUCGAAAAGCCAACAUGUAUUCCGGACUCAUCUCAAACAAAAGCUGGGUAAUUCAAAUUCAUUUCAUUACUUGUUCUAAAUAAGUACUUGCUUACGCCCGUUAACCCUCAUGAAGGAACAUAGGCCGCCCACCAGCAUUCUC